AUUAUAUCUUGACGGGAUCAAGAGCUGUUGUGGUUCUAUACAGCAAACUGUGUGCAGUAAUCAGAACUGCAAAUGUAUCACCUACGAUUGGAGCAAUGGAGAAGUUCGCGCCCUUCUGAUCCAGCGCCCGAUAUCAAAUCGAUAUCAAUCCUAGAUCUCUGCGCUUCUAUUCGCCGCCUUCCUCCUCUUUAAGCCAGCGCGAAAGCUACAAGAAGUCUACAAACCGAAGUCGAAAGCCCUACUUCGUCUAUAAUGGCGAGUUGCGAGUGGGUGAAGGCUGCUGUGGUGACCGCUUGCGUCUUUGUUGCAGCCACCUGCCUGUUUGUAGCGCAAACUUACCGGCGACGGCUGCAGCGCGAGGGCUCUGCCGGCCGGCGGCGCUACUCGGAGGUGGAAGAUAAGCCCCAGAAUUAUUUUAAGCGCGUAUUGGCCGGGAAUUCGUAUGCACCUUUCAAGCAUUUCAAGCGUGAAGGCAAGGAGAAAGAAAUUUCUUUGAAAGUACAUCCAUAUGAAGAGGAGGUCAGUUUUUUGUUGGAGCACCCACCACUUAUAAAAUUCUGUAGUAAUCAUCCAAAUUCAGAUAUGGGUAACUCCUAUUCAUGGAUAAAUACCGAGCAUCAGCUAGAGUCUCUUGCUGAGACACUGCGUAUGGAAAAGGUUUUUGCUGUUGAUACAGAACAGCAUAGUCUGCGGUCAUUCCUUGGAUUUACUGCUCUAAUGCAGAUUUCUACCCAGAAGGAAGAUUUUUUGUUAGAUACUAUAGCUUUGCAUGAUGUUAUGGACAUUUUACAACCUGUUUUUGCAGACCCAUCUAUCUGCAAGGUAUUCCAUGGAGCUGAUAAUGAUGUCCUCUGGCUUCAGAGGGACUUCCAUAUAUAUGUUGUAAACAUGUUUGAUACUGCAAAGGCAUGUGAGGUUCUGGCAAAACCACAGAAAUCACUGGCUUUUUUGCUCGAAGCAUAUUGUGGUGUGUUAACUGACAAAUCUCUACAGCGUGAAGAUUGGAGACAACGUCCACUUUCUGCAGAAAUGAUUCAAUAUGCCCGUACUGAUGCUCACUAUCUAUUAUGUAUUGCUGAUUGUUUAGCCUCAGAGCUCAGGACAGCAGGACUUGGUAUUGUUUUACCUUUUUUUAAUUCGAAUCAAUGUUAAAUUGCAUAAAGUACGG
Messenger RNA from Dendrobium catenatum, 1168 nucleotides. RefSeq names its product protein RRP6-like 3. NCBI's taxonomy places the organism in Eukaryota, Viridiplantae, Streptophyta, Magnoliopsida, Asparagales, Orchidaceae. Gene Ontology annotation, molecular function: nucleic acid binding; 3'-5'-RNA exonuclease activity. Gene Ontology annotation, biological process: TRAMP-dependent tRNA surveillance pathway; nuclear polyadenylation-dependent antisense transcript catabolic process; nuclear polyadenylation-dependent snRNA catabolic process. The record is from RefSeq and is a predicted model, not a curated record. The transcript is spliced from 6 exons. Bases 253 to 1152 code for a protein of 299 amino acids. Gene Ontology annotation, cellular component: nuclear exosome (RNase complex); nucleolus.